This is a messenger RNA of Phytophthora nicotianae INRA-310, 264 nucleotides long. RefSeq lists its product as hypothetical. The record is from RefSeq and is a predicted model, not a curated record. Bases 1 to 264 code for a protein of 87 amino acids. The transcript has a single exon. NCBI's taxonomy places the organism in Eukaryota, Oomycota, Peronosporomycetes, Peronosporales, Peronosporaceae.
AUGGUGGUAGUCCGCGUCCAUGUGGAGCAGCAUCAGACCGAACGCGAUGUUGCUCGACUUGCCAUACUCGUGCCGGAAGAGUUCCAAGAUGAUCCUAUCUAUGCAAAGCCAAGUGAGCGGCAACAGGACGACGCUAAAGCGGCCAAACAAGCUCGUCGAAAACACCGAGCUUCAAUGGCUGCAGCAGCGAAGGCUAACCAGGACCGCCGAGGCAGGGACGUUCAGGAUGAGAGUCGUCCUACUCCCAAGAAGGCUCGUAAAUAA